AUGGCGACACAAGACGGAUCAGCUCAGGCUCUCAAAACCUCACUUCCCACGACAUACGCUGCCAUCAAUGCCCAGCAACCCCCACCUUCAUAUUUACACCCUUCGGAAGAGGAGCAAGACAAAUACCUACAAGGUCGGCCCGGCGCAACUCAACAGCACCUGGAGAUCGCACUUCAACAUGCGCAGCAGAUUCAGAGUCAGAAAGAUGCCGAAGAUACCAUCCUAAACCGCAUCCUCGAUCUUCUCGAGCUCCCCUCCUCCUCGACAGCGGACCCUGCCAACCCAUCCCAAGAAGAUACCGUGAAAUUCAAAAUAUCACUAGCACCAUUCCGUCCCAGCGACUACGAUAAUCUGAUUUUGGAACGAAACUUCGAAGACUCCUGCGGGUAUGCCCUCUGUCCUCGGAAGCAUCGCAAGCAAAAGAACGGCCCAGGAGGCGGGUUUCAGUUUAAAUAUGGUCUCAAGGGAAGCGGCCCGGGCGGGCGCGGGCGCAGUGUGGAGAUCGUGCCCCAAGAUCAGAUUGAAAAAUGGUGCUCAGAUGCAUGUGCAGAGCGUGCUCUGUGGAUCCGCGUGCAGCUGUCCGAGAAACCUGUAUGGGAACGUCGGGCGGGUGAUACGCGGGGAGCCAGCAUUCUACUGCUGGAGGAAGCACGUGCCAAGCGUCUAAAGGCACCAGCAGCUACAAGCACAGUCACCUCUGUCGUGGAUGAUUUGCAGAAUAUGGGACUUGGCAAUACCGAUCGGUCCCGGGAGCUUGCAAUGGAACGUGGUGAUACCAGCUCGGUUCGCCCAGAUGGACGCGUUGACGUUCAUAUCAGGGAGCAUGUGCACGGUUCUCAGCAGGUUGCUGGUGCUCCGCAAAUGCGCCCGGAGUACGCAAAUGGUGGCUCCAUUGAAGGAUACGUGCCCAUGGAGCAACGACGCAAUCAUUCCGUAGAUCAAGAUGGAGACAUAGAUCUGCUCGAUCAGAUCUGA
Molecule: messenger RNA, 975 nt
Organism: Penicillium paradoxum
Lineage: Eukaryota; Fungi; Ascomycota; Eurotiomycetes; Eurotiales; Aspergillaceae
Product: Rtr1/RPAP2 family protein phosphatase
Exons: 1
Coding region: 1-975 (324 amino acids)
Cellular component (GO): cytoplasm; nucleus
Molecular function (GO): RNA polymerase II CTD heptapeptide repeat phosphatase activity; RNA polymerase core enzyme binding
Source: RefSeq, a predicted model, not a curated record